Messenger RNA from Adineta steineri, 495 nucleotides. NCBI's taxonomy places the organism in Eukaryota, Metazoa, Rotifera, Eurotatoria, Adinetida, Adinetidae. The record is from the annotation of a GenBank genome assembly.
AUGGUUGGACAUAAAGUAAAAUUACAGUCUAACGAUGGUGAUACGUUUGAUGUUGAAGUUGAUAUUGCUAAACAAUCAGUAACAAUAAAGACAAUGUUAGAAGAUCUUGGUAUGGAAGAAGAAGAAGUUAUUCCAUUACCAAAUGUUAAUUCAGCUAUUUUAAAAAAAGUUAUUCAAUGGGCAACUCAUCAUAAAGAUGACCCACCUCCACCAGAAGAUGAAGAAAACCGUGAGAAGAACACAAAUGAUAUAUCAACAUGGGAUCUAGAUUUUCUUAAAGUUGACCAAGGAACACUUUUUGAACUGAUUUUGGCUGCCAAUUAUUUAGAUAUUAAAGGGAUUCGACCAAUUCGAAAAUAUUUUGAAUUAAAAGUUGAAGCAGAAGACAACAAUUAUUUUAUAAAUAGAUUUGAAACUACAACAAGUGAAGAUAAGAAAAAAAACGUGAAAGCAAAUUUCUCUAAUGCAAAAUGUUUAACCGAUAUGCAUGAAUAA